AUGGAAAAAGAUGAGAUAAAGAAGACACAAGAAACGAAGACGGAUCUGAAUUUAUUAUUGGAAUGUCUUAAAUAUCAAAUGGACAACCCAUCUUCACAAAAGGAAGCUUUGGUUACUAUUUAUUCAGUCUGUCAGCAAAACAGUGAUGCAAGUAUUUAUUUUCGGGAGAUUGGUGGUUUGAUGUUUGUAAAAAACCUUGCAAAAUCAAGUAUUCACAACCUGGUAAAAGAAGCAGCCUUAUUUACAUUAGGAGCAAUUGCAGAGUGUAAUGUUUAUUGUCAGCAAACUUUGUGCACUUCAGAAUUUUUUGAAGACAUUAUUUGGUUUCUGUCUAAGCAUGAAUCUAACAUAAAUUUGAAAAGAAUGUCUGUUUAUGUGAUAUUGGUCCUGGUUUCAAAUAAUAGGAAUGGACAGACUCUUGUGAGGGAGACAGGCUGUGUUGGUAUCCUGCUUCAAUUUUUCAGAACAGCUCUUUCCAUGUUGGAGAUGGAUUUGUCAAAUGAAACCACUUUCCAGAGUUAUCAGCUGUGGUCUUCAGUGUGCAGUGCUUUAUGUGCAUGUGUAAAUAAUCCUCAAAACGAUGUCAACCAAAAAAUUUGCAGUUCAGUUUUUCAACAUGCAAAUAAAUGGCUGCAGAGCUGUAUAAAACCUGAGAUAAUUCGCCCUCUUUGCUCAUUUAUUUGCCUGACUGUUGCAAAUAACAUAUAUGUGCAGGAGUAUUUCAUAUCUAUUGGUGGAUUGGCCGUAUUAUCUGAAGUUCUGAUAAAGCUGGAACAUGAUUCCCAUGACAAUGUGGCCAGUGCUAAGCUGGCCGUGGUGGUAACCAAGACCCUGGAUGCCUGCAUUGCUGACAAUCCUGCUGUUGGGGUAGUAUUAGCCAAAUAUCACAUUGUCUCAAAGCUUCUGACACUGCUACUUCAUGAGAGUCUGGAUUCAGGAGAAAAGUUUAGCAUUAUUCUUACACUUGGCCAUUGCACAGAGGCUUGUGAAGAGAAUCAGCUUCAAUUGUUUAAGAACAAUGGUCUUCCAUUAAUGAUCCAAGUUUUAACUGAAUCACAGAAUGAGGAACUAAACAAAGCUGCUACCUUCGUGCUGUACAACUGCAAAAAAAUCACAGAGAAAUUAUCUCUAAACCAAGAAGCAUUUUCUUCUGAUAUGAAUGAAGCACAACAAUUGAAAGAAUUUAAAGUGAGAGAGAGGAAUAUUGAAGACUUCUGGAAGAAAGCAAAAGAAAUUUUUCACAGAAUAAAACAGCUUGAGAAUAAAGAAAAUGAGGAGGAAACAGAAAAAAUAGAAUUGAUUGGUGAUCCUUUUCCAGGGAACUUAAAUACCCAAAAUACAUCAGAACACUCUAGGAUGGAUAGCACUGACAUAGGUGCUAGUGAGGAAAAAAAGUGCCCCCAAAAGCAGCAUCAGCCUCCGAGUUGUGAGCCAGCUGCUACAGAGCAGUGUGAAGCCUCUACAAGGCAUGAGUCCCAGGACCCAGUGUGGAGUGGGAAGGCAAAUCCAAUCAGCACUUCUGAUAAAGAAGGUGGGCUGGCCAACGCUAUGAGCACCACCUGUGUGCCAUCGACUGCCAGUGCCCCCAGAAGUCACAGCUCGUGCAAAGGAGCUAUCUGUGAGAAAAGGGCUUUGAACCUACAAGCCAGUGAACAAGUUUAUAAAAGUCCAGCUCCAGUUGUCAAAAAUAGAAAGCAUCAGACACAAGUGACAGAUCCACUUGCAUUGUGUUCGGACAUAAUCAGCAAAGAAGCUUCCAUUUUUCAAGGAAAUGACAGUUAUCCUAAAACAUUGAAUUUCAGGUGUUCAGGUUGCAUAGAAGUAGGAAAAUCCUUGAAUAGCAGAAAUUUUAGCAGGCUCUUGCACUCUUGCCCAUUCCAAUGUGAUCGCCACAAAGUCAUUCUGGAAGCUGAAGAUAGAUAUAAAAGUGACCUAAGGAAAUCACUUAUCUUUAACAAAAAGAUACUAUUGACCCCAUAUAAGAAGAGAAGAUUUGAUGGUAAUUCUUCUACACAUGAAGAAAAAAAAUAAUUUUCAAGACAA
This is a messenger RNA of Antechinus flavipes (yellow-footed antechinus), 2043 nucleotides long. It is a transcript of the gene TERB1, whose product is annotated as telomere repeat binding bouquet formation protein 1. The transcript has 16 exons. The record is from RefSeq and is a predicted model, not a curated record. Lineage: Eukaryota; Metazoa; Chordata; Mammalia; Dasyuromorphia; Dasyuridae. The coding region runs from base 1 to 2031 and encodes 676 amino acids. Gene Ontology annotation, biological process: homologous chromosome pairing at meiosis; meiotic attachment of telomere to nuclear envelope.